AAGAACGAAUGGCUAUGCUUGAACUGCCAAACUCAGCGGCUGCUCGAAGGCAGCCUCGGCGACCCUGCCCCAAUGCCGCUGCCUACACCAAAGCAAAUGCCCACUGGCUCCCCAGGCCACCAGCCACCAGCUGCCGGCCAGCAGCAGAGAGUGCCCGCACCAGCGCCCGCUGAGCCGGCGGCACCCCCUGAGCAGCAGCACUCUCCUGCAAGGAGCCUCUGGGCUGCUGAGCAAAGCAAGACCCCAAGCCCUGCGCCGGCAGAGAAGAAGCCCUCAGCACCAGCAGAGGAAAAGCCACUGCCCAAAUCUGCCCCAGAGCCUUCCAGAGCUCCUGAGAGUGCCACUCCAAAGGGGAGGGCACCCCCCGAGGCACCGCGGGCAAAGGAGCAGGAGGAUGGGAGCAAGCCUUAUCCCCCAGACCUGUCCCGCAGCCCCCAGAGCCUAAGUGACACCGGCUACUCCUCUGACGGCAUCUCUAGCUCGCAGAGUGAGAUCACCGGCCUGGUGCAGCAGGAGGAAGAGAAGCUGAGCGGCACUGGGCUGGCUGGGCAAAGCCCCCCCAGCCCCUCCGAGCUCACCAAGCUGGAGAGCAGCAUGCGGCCCCUCCUGGAAGGCCAGGGUGCCCCAGAGCCCACCGAGCGCAGCAAGGGUGGCCCGGAGCCACAGGAGGAGCAGCAGCAACGGUACCUCUCCAUCACCCCUGAAGCCUUCGACUCGGAUGAGGAGCUGGAGGACAUUCUGGAGGAGGAUGAGGACUCAACGGAGUGGGAGAACCAACGGGAGCGGCAGGAGAGUGCAGAGUCCUCGGAUGAGUUCGGCAGCAAGCUGCGGCAUGACUAUGUGGAGGACAGCAGUGAGGGGGGCUUCUCCCCAGUGCCCCCCCGGCCCAAGGGCCAGGAGGCAGAAGCAGGCGAUGAGGAGUUCAUGCGAAGGCAGAUCCUGGAGAUGAGUGCAGAGGAGGACAACCUCGAGGAGGAGGAGGAGGAGGAAGGCUACGGGCACACCAAGUACAGCAUCCCCAAAGCCGGGCAGAAGGCCGAGGCAGAGAAGGGCAAAGAGCCAGCAUUGGCCAAGAGGCGCCUGCCACACGGCCCCAGCAGCCUGUACAAGGAGGAGAGGAAGGACCUGGAGGUGGUGGAGGGCGACGACUUGAGCACAGCCCAGGGUGGGCUGCGGCGUUUCAAGACUAUCGAGUUGAACAGCACGACCAACUAUGGCCGGGAGACGGAGAUGGGCCAGGAGGCAGAUGGCAGCCUGGACCGGGAGCCCGAGCUGGAGAUGGAAAGCCUGACGGGCUCCCCCGGGGAGCGCUCCCGGGGCGAGUACUCCUCCACCCUGCCAGCCACGACACCCAGUUACACCUCAGGCACCUCGCCUACCUCCAUCUCCUCCUUGGAGGAGGACAGCGACAGCAGUCCCAGCCGCCGGCAGCGGCUGGGAAAAAAAGCUCGCCACCGCUCGCAUGGCCCCUUGCUGCCCACCAUUGAGGACUCGUCUGAGGAGGAGGAGCUGCGGGAGGAAGAGGAGCUGUUGCGGGAGCAGGAGAAGAUGCGGGAGGUGGAGCAGCAGCGCAUCCGGAGCACAGCACGCAAGACCAAGCGUGACAAGGAGGAGCUGAGGGCCCAGAGGAGGAGGGAGCGCUCCAAAACACCCCCCAGCAACCUCUCUCCCAUCGAGGACGCCUCCCCCACUGAGGAGCUGCGGCAGGCAGCAGAAAUGGAGGAGCUGCACCGCUCCUCCUGCUCUGAGUACUCACCCUCCAUCGACUCAGAGGCUGAGAGCUUUGACGCCAUGACCUCCAAGCUGUACAAGUCAGGCAGCGAGUACAACCUGCCCACCUUCAUGUCACUGUACUCCCCGACAGAGAAGGAGGAGAGCGGCCCCAGCCAGCCUGCCAGCAAGCCCCUCAAAAGCGCUGAGGAAGCAUACGAGGAGAUGAUGAGGAAGGCAGAGAUGAUGCAGAAGCAGCAGGUCCAGCAGGCCCAGACGGCUGUUUCCUACAGCAGUGCCUACCAACAGGUUGGCUACCGUGGCACCGAGGGCCAGAACGGCUUUGAGUACCAGUAUGCCAAGGAGUACCGGUACGAAAGUGGCUCCACACGCCCCUCCCAGCCCAGCUAUCCAAGCACCCUGCCAAAGGCAGGAGCAGUGUACGAGGAGAUCCUGCAGACUUCGCAGAACAUCUCCAGGAUGCACCAGUCGUCCUCCUUCGACCUGGCCCUCGAACCAGGAGAGAAGGCAAAGGGGCAGGAGGAGGCAUACCAGGAGAAGUGCUUCCUCAAUGCCGAGAGCGCCUACGCUGACCUGAUGAAGCAGAAUGGUGGUCCGCUCACCCCUGGCACCAGCCCCACACAGCUCUCAGCUCCUGUCUCCUUUGCCACCUCCGACAGCAGUGCAGGCAAGGCCAUUCCCGAUGUCCGGGUCACCCAGCAUUUUGCAAAAGAGGGGCAAGACCUAGCCAAGCUCCAAAGCACCCCAGCAGCACCUGGCCCAGUGUCCAAGGCUCCUGCCACUCCUUACACCCACAGCAAGGGCGCCAGCACAGUGAUGACAGCGGCAGGUGGCCCUGUGAGUGUGCCACGGAGCUACAGCUCCGCAGCUCCAGAGGCCCCAUCCAUAGCUGGCAGAAGCUACAGCCCGGUGAAGAGCACCAUCAGCUAUGGCUCGCAGACAGAGGAUGCCAGCAGAAGCAAGGUAGCAGUGGAGAUCAGCAUGCAGACAGUCAGGGAGAAGAUCCUGGCUGCGAGUGACAGCAAGCCCCCACCACCCAAGACAUACCCCUUCUUCAAGAGCUCCAGCCCUCCGCUCUCACCCACCUCCCCCACACAGAGUCCCACCCAUUCCACAAAGGCCACGGCAGAGUUUUCCACGCAGACGCAGAGCCCCCUCCUCCCCUAUGAGUGUCCCACUGCCGCUGCUGCUGGCCCCGCCACAUCUUCCCCCAUGGUGGCGCCGGGGACCCAGGCGGGCUCACCGCGCCUGGCCCGACAGCAUUCCUCGCAGGAUGUCCCCUUCAUGCUGAUCACGCUGGCGGCCGAUGCAGCCCGCCCAAACCAGCUGGCCAGCUCCACCUCCUUUCAGUCCCCCACCUCAUGUGCCUACAUCAGGGCACAGCCAGUGAAGGAGCACGCCCAGAAGGCACCUGCCGUGACUUCAGCUGCUGAUGGCAUUGCCGGGCUGUACAGCUGGGGAGCGCUCCCGGCAGAAAACAUCUCCCUCUGCCGCAUCUCCUCCAUUCCUGGCACAUCCCGGGUCGAGCCAGGGCCCAAGGUGCCGAGCACUAAUGCCAUGGACUUACGGACAGCACUGAAGUCUGCCCCCAUCAUCAUAACAGACCAAGGCAUGGAUCUCACCUCCUUGGCCACUGAGGCCAGGAAGUACUGCCUGACCUUGGACCACAUUCCGAGCCGGCAGUCCACGGCCAUCCAGCCCUUGAUCAUCAACCUCAACGCCCAGGAGCAGCCCCACACCAUCAUUGCAGCAGCCAGCACCGCUGGCCUGGCCAUCGCCUCCCCUGUGCUCCUCUCGCAGCCCAAGCAGCCCGUGGUCUACGGAGACCCUUUCCAGAGCCGGGUGGACUUUGGGCAGGGGACUGGGAGCCCGGUGUGCUUGGCACAGGUGAAGCAGGUGGAGCAGGGCAUCCAGACGGCCACUGUCAGAGCCAGUGGGGCGGCCAGCGCCAAGCCCGAGCCUGCUGCUGCCCCCCAGACCAAGUUUGCGAGGUACAGUGUGCCAGGCCAGAUAGUAAAGGAGGAUGUGCUCAUCACGCAGACUGGCGGGGCGCAGAACAUCAGUGGCCUCCCGCAGCCUUUCCCGCCAGAUCCAGGCUCAGAGCUGUACCGGGCAGUGCCAGUGGAGGUGAAGAGCCAGGGCCCUCUCCUUGCCCUGGGCGGCAAGAAGUCCCAGGUGAUGAUGGUGCAGAUGGAGGAGGCGGCAGCCAGCCCAGUGACCAAAGUGCUGAAGGAAGAGCCACCAACCAAUGUGCUGGACCUCACGGGCGUGAAGCCAGAGAGCCAAGUGGCCUGCUGUGACGUCGUCUACAAAUUCCCCUUUGGUGGCAGCUGUACUGGCACGUUCAACCCCACCUCCAAGAUUCCAGAGAAGAAAGCCAGGGAGGUGGUGGUGCCUGGCCGGAAAGCCAGCGGGCCCCUCUACAGCAGCAGAGAGACAGAGCUGCCAGAGACCUUCCCCUACCGGGAGCAGCCGGCCCCAGCGCCUGCGCUUUAUGAGGAGCAGAAGUUUUACCCUGCUGGCACCUUUGGCCGCCUCUACUCCUCCAUGUCAGACACAAACCUCUCUGAAAUCGGGAUGAGCUACUACCCCACGAGGGGGGAUCAGCCCUUCCCCUCCCCAGCAGGUGAUGCCGCUGUGGACCUCAGCACCAUGAAGCACUCCUACAGCGUGGGCUUCGCCGAAGGGGGUUACCUGAGCCAGGGGCUGCAGUACGGCUCCUUCUCUGACCUCCGCCAGCCAGCAGAGCUGCUAGGCCACCCGCUCCCCAUGCGGAGGUACAGCUCAGUCUCCAACAUUUACUCCGACUACCGCUUCUCACCCCGGGGGGACCUGGCCAGCUUCCAGGAGUCCAGCCUGGCCCACUACAGUGCCACUACAGCACGCGAGAUCAGCCGCAUGUGUGCUGCCCUCAACUCCAUGGACCAGUAUGGGGGCCGGCAUGUGAAUGGCCCCGACCUGCUGCCCUAUGGCCCCGGCACCAGGCCAGGGAGCACAGGGGGGCUGGCAGCUCAGCAGCAGGGCCCCGCACCCCCCAAACCCAGCGGGAUGUACAACCCCACCUUC
Molecule: messenger RNA, 4797 nt
Organism: Leptosomus discolor (cuckoo roller)
Lineage: Eukaryota; Metazoa; Chordata; Aves; Leptosomiformes; Leptosomidae
Source: RefSeq, a predicted model, not a curated record